Messenger RNA from Bactrocera oleae (olive fruit fly), 432 nucleotides. The record is from RefSeq and is a predicted model, not a curated record. Lineage: Eukaryota; Metazoa; Arthropoda; Insecta; Diptera; Tephritidae.
UAUAUGCACAUUAAAAGUUUUAAGACUGUUCAAAAAUUUAUUUUCACAGGAUACAGGGAAAGUGCGUUUGUGUUUGCCAUCUCCGCUGCCGGUGUAGCUCAUAAUGUUGCUCGAGCUUGCAGUCAAGGACGGCUGGUGUCCUGCGGUUGUGAUCCUUCAAUUAAUAGGAAAACGCUAAACAGAAAUCUUAGAAGAAGCCUUGAUAAGGAGAAGAAGCUAUUUCUCCAAUACUUAGAAACAAACCAAAUAUUAACACCUGAAGAGGAGAAGAAGUACGAAAGGGCGAAAAUUACCAGCCGCUGGAAAUGGGGAGGAUGUUCUCAUAAUAUGGACUUUGGUGUUGAGUUUUCUAAGCUAUUUUUGGAUUGCCGCGAGAAGGCUGGAGAUGUACAAUCAAAAAUUAACCUGCAUAAUAAUAAUGCUGGACGAAUC